AUGCAGCAGAUGGACCCCUCGUGGUCCCCGUGGUCGGCGUGUCGACGCUGCGUCCAGACGCGAGAGCGGCCUUGCCUCGAACCGUCGCGCUGCGGGGCCCUGGUCCGGGAGACGCGGACGUGUCCCUACCGACACUGCGGUCCCGCGCGGCUUCGGCCCGCUCGGGAGGCGUCGUCGCGGAAGCAGAAGCAGCCGGGCUUCAAGGUGCUUCAUCACCUGCAGAGUCUCGUCUACUCGGACUGGUCCCGCUGGUCGCCGUGCACGAGCGAGUGUCGGACGCGCAGGCAGAGGGUCUGCAGGAUGCCCAUGGUGUGCGGCAAAGCGUCCCUCCAGGAGGACGCGCUGUGCUACGUGCGCGGCAGUCCCUGCGAAGUGCGCUACGCCGCCGAUCAUGCGGGAUCCGAAGAGCCGCCGGAGACCGUGAGCGGCGACAGCCCGCUGUCCUGCGGAGUGCCUCGCAGCAGCACCAGGCCCGCCCUUCGCAUCAUCGGCGGACGGCCCGCGGCCAGGGGACGCUGGCCUUGGCAGGUGGCCGUCCUGAACCGUCGACGCGAGCCUUUCUGCGGAGGCACCCUGGUCUCUGCCGGCUGGGUACUCACGGCUGCCCACUGCGUGCGCCGACGCCUCAUCGUGCUCGCCGGCGAGCACAGCCUCCACCGACGCGAAGGCUCGGAACAAGAAGUCCGGGUUUCUCGCACCGUGCUGCACCCAGACUACGACCCGGAGACGGUGGACAUGGAUCUGGCCCUCCUGCGCCUGCGCAGUCCGCUCCCCAUGGGGGCCUUCGUGGCGCCGGCCUGCCUCCCGGAACCCGGCGACACACUAGUCCCGGGAGCCAUGGCAACCAUCUUGGGCUGGGGCAAGCUGAACAAGCGGCACGCCAACGGAUCGGACCUCCUGCACCAGGCGCAGGUGCCCGUGGUUCCGGCCCAGGACUGUCGAGACGUCUACGCCGACUACCUGAUCAGUGAGAACAUGCUCUGCGCCGGGUUUCGACGUGGCCGCGUCGAUUCCUGUGCUGGGGACAGUGGCGGUCCGCUGCUCGCCAAGGACCGUCACGGGCGGUGGACCAUCUACGGGGUCACCAGCUUCGGCGAGGGUUGUGCACGGCAGGGACGCUAUGGCAUCUACGCCAAAGUGGAAAACGCGCUGCGUUGGAUCCGGAGGACCAUUGCCGAGAACUCUUAG
This is a messenger RNA of Ixodes scapularis (black-legged tick), 1188 nucleotides long. Its product is annotated as serine protease 33. NCBI's taxonomy places the organism in Eukaryota, Metazoa, Arthropoda, Arachnida, Ixodida, Ixodidae. The coding region runs from base 1 to 1188 and encodes 395 amino acids. Gene Ontology annotation, biological process: proteolysis. The transcript has 4 exons. Gene Ontology annotation, molecular function: serine-type endopeptidase activity. The record is from RefSeq and is a predicted model, not a curated record.